ACUCCGACAAUGAACGCGUCUCUUACAGCUUAAUCCCGGAAAUGACUCUUUGAAAGGUAAGUACUCGGUAAGUAUUUGUAUUUCACUUUUUCCUGCCUCUUUGUUUUCACCCCGACUUCACAUUCGACAACCUUUUCGAAAUGGCUUCGAUCACAACUCCUUCCACGCCCAGAGCAUCUUCUUCCCCCGACAGUCAGUCGCCAGGGAGAUGGCGACAUCCCCGAUUGCGAGAGAUUGUGAGGCGACAGAAUGCGACCACAUUUGACAGUCGCCAUGUUAAGAAAAUAGCAAUGAAUUCCGGUGCUAUCAUGGCGACACUCUUUGCUGAGAAGCCGUUGAAUUCACUUCUCGCUGCGAUCGCCGGAAUCACUGCAAAAGCAGAUUAUCUUCUGGUCGUAUUUCGCUUCAUUUUUAUCCUCAAUAUUUUAACUGCAUUAUACCCGCUAGUUCGCCGAAGAGAUGAUCUUUCUGACAUUCCAUUGACACCAUCCCAACGGUCUCUGCUUGGCCUCAAUCCCAAUACUGGCGCUCCCGUGACGCCAGGUACGCAGUACAUCACCCCCCCAAGAUACAGAACUGUCUCUGGUUCGCGAGCUGGUGGCCCAUCCAGUCGAGGGUCCUCACCUCUAUCAACAAGUGCCAGUCCCGUUAGUCGCCAACCUUCUUACUCCCCCACGACGAACAGCCCCCUUUUUCAAAAGGCGCUGGUGUCUGGAAAUAGGGACGGCGUCCGGCGACAAAGCUUUGGCUCUUCUACGUUGAGUACUUCCUGGAGAGAAUCGUCAACUCUCGCACCUCUCCCUUCAACUCCGACGCCAGCUGGCAAGGGCAAUAGACUGGGAUUGAGCAACAAGUGGUUAUAUGAAAAGAGUCGCAGGCACUCUGCUGGAAAUAGCCUGAUCUGAGGCCAUAGUCAAUCACAUGCAUCUUCGGGAUAUAUGGAGUUUGGAGUUGGCUGAAGCGAAUUUGUCUAAUCGGCGUUCUUCUGUGUAAAUUCUUAUUUAAAUUUUCUGUCAAGAUGGCUAUCGAUCAAAAACGCUUAUAUA
Talaromyces stipitatus ATCC 10500 is the source of this 1046-nucleotide messenger RNA. RefSeq lists its product as uncharacterized. Gene Ontology annotation, cellular component: nuclear pore transmembrane ring; nuclear outer membrane. The transcript is spliced from 3 exons. The coding region runs from base 141 to 905 and encodes 254 amino acids. The record is from RefSeq and is a predicted model, not a curated record. NCBI's taxonomy places the organism in Eukaryota, Fungi, Ascomycota, Eurotiomycetes, Eurotiales, Trichocomaceae. Gene Ontology annotation, biological process: protein import into nucleus; spindle pole body duplication.